GGGAGCUCUGCUGUAGUGCUGUGUGAAUUGUAAUGGGGUUCUCGUUCGUAGCCUUCUCUCCUCCCAUUAUCUGUAAGAUCAAUACCUACAACCACAACAACAACAACAACAACUCUCACUCGCUUGAUGCUGCAUUCAUCAAACGCGCCGCCGAGAUAGCCGACAAGUCCGCCGGCUUUACCUCGCCCCACCCGAACUUCGGCUGCGUGGUCGCCACUGCCGCCGGAAAUGUCGUCGGAGAGGGGUAUCUUUACGCGCAGGGGACCAAGCCCGCCGAGAGCCUGGCGGUGGAGGCCGCCGGCGAUUGGAGCAAAGGCGCCACCGCUUAUCUCAACAUGGAACCCGGCGAUUGCCACGGUGACCGCACCGCCGUCUCUUCUCUCAUCAAGGCAGGAAUUACUAGAGUAGUCGUUGGAAUCAGGCAUCCAUUGCAACAUCUUCGGGGCAAUGCUGUUCGUGCAUUAAGAAGUGAAGGAUUGCAUGUUGAUGUUCUUGGGGAAGAUAUACAAAGUAAAGUUAUUGAGGAAGCUCUGAAGUCCUGCCUCUUAGUCAAUGCUCCUUUGCUUUAUAGAGCUGCUUCUCGAGUUCCAUUCUCUGUUCUCAAGUAUGCAAUGACCCUUGAUGGAAAAAUUGCUGCCAGCAGUGGGCAUGCAUCAUGGAUAAGCAGCAAAAAAUCGAGAACUCGAGUUUUUGAAUUGCGGGGUAGAAGUGAUGCCAUUAUUGUAGGAGGAAAUACUGUACGCAGGGAUAAUCCACGACUAACAGCAAGACAUGGAGGUGGCCAUUUGCCCAUGCGGAUUGUGAUGUCACAAACUCUAAAUCUUCCCGAGGUAGCUAAUCUUUGGGAUGUUGCUGAUGUACCCACCAUUGUUGCAACCCAAAGAGGCGCUAGGAGAAGUUUCCAGAAAUUUCUUGCAUCCAAAGGUGUUGAAGUAGUGGAGUUUGACAUCUUAAAUCCUAAAGAUGUUAUGGAAUACUUGUAUGAUCGUGGUUACCUUUCAAUUUUAUGGGAGUGUGGAGGAACAUUGGCUGCAUCUGCUAUUUCAUCUGGUGUCAUACACAAGGUGUAUGCAUUUGUGGCUCCUAAAAUUAUUGGUGGAAAGAAUGCGCCAUCUCCAGUUGGUGAACUUGGGAUGGUUGAGAUGACGCAAGCUUUGGAAUUAGUUGAUAUCUGCUAUGAGCAGAUAGGACCCGACAUACUUAUUAGCGGAUUUCUUCAGCCUGUUCCAGACAUGACACCUGUCAUACCAUCAGUGGAAGAAACUUCUGCAAUUGAUCCAACCGUCACUCCUUAUGAUUCAAGCAUCAUAUUCUUCUAUAAAACAUGGGAUCCUUAUGGAUCUUUCUCAAACUUCUCUCCUCAUCCAAUUCUGAUGCUGCCUGAUGAAAGUGGUGAUUAUCUUUCCUGGUCAAGUGUAGAGCAUUAUUACCAGGCGCACAAAUUUGUGGGAGUGCAUGAUCAUGUAGCAAGAAAAUGUGUUGAAGACAUAAGAUCUGCAAAAAGUCCCGAGGAAGCGGCACGAAUGGGAAGGAAAAUGCAGAGGCUGCACCCUGAUCUGAUAAGAUCUGAUUGGGAGUCCGUUAAGAUUGAUGUUAUGUACAGGGCCUUGAAAUGUAAGUUCUCGAUAUAUCCUCAUUUAAAUUCGAUGCUGCUCUCAACUGCGGGGGCUGUUCUUGUUGAAGCUUCACCGCAUGAUCUCUUCUGGGGUGGAGGCCGCGAAGGAGAAGGCCUAAAUUAUCUAGGCAGGCUACUAAUGCAGUUGCGGUCAGAGUUUCUUGGUGACUCUUCAACACCAAAUGAGAACUCUAGAAUUUAUCAAGAAACAUAAAAUGGAGUGAAAAUUCUAUAUAUGAUGAUAAGCUUUAUUAUAUUUUUGUAACAUCAUUGUUGCCCUGAUAAUUUAUGUAAUCUAGUUAAAAUAUUGGUUCCCAAAUAAAUGUUCUAUGUUGUUAGCUUUCAAGUUGAAAAGGUGAAGUUAAAAUUUAUUUACCAAAAAAGGUUAGUAAAUUAUUUGAGUCAAA
Cornus florida is the source of this 2022-nucleotide messenger RNA. Its product is annotated as riboflavin biosynthesis protein PYRR, chloroplastic. The coding region runs from base 33 to 1829 and encodes 598 amino acids. Gene Ontology annotation, biological process: riboflavin biosynthetic process. The record is from RefSeq and is a predicted model, not a curated record. Gene Ontology annotation, molecular function: 5-amino-6-(5-phosphoribosylamino)uracil reductase activity; diaminohydroxyphosphoribosylaminopyrimidine deaminase activity; NADP binding. The transcript is spliced from 9 exons. NCBI's taxonomy places the organism in Eukaryota, Viridiplantae, Streptophyta, Magnoliopsida, Cornales, Cornaceae.